UGUAUUUUGAAGCGUAUAAAGUCUUCGGUGUGCACCCAUAUUAUUUCAUUAAAUUGCUGUUACGUUAACAACSACACGCAUUUAGAGUUUGUUUUUGAAUUAAAACAAUUUGGCUGCAGCAUGUGGUCGUAGAAUAAACAAUUAAUAGACAUUAUAGUGGCAAAUGGCUGCGGAAUUAGCGCCCGCCGCACUUCCGGCGCAAAUCGAUAUGCAGGAGCCGGUCUCAAAGAUAACAUUUUUACACGCGCUCGUUGCUGGCGGCGUGGCGGGUUUUGUGGUGGACAUAGCACUGUUUCCCAUUGAUACAGUUAAGACGCGCCUACAAAGCGAGUUGGGCUUCUGGCGCUCCGGUGGCUUCCGCGGCAUUUACAAAGGAUUGGCCCCAGCGGCUGCUGGCAGCGCACCUACUGCCGCUCUAUUCUUCUGCGCCUACGAGUGUGGCAAGCAACUGCUGAGCUAUGCGAGCAACACCAAAGAUUCACCUUAUGUGCAUAUGUCCGCUGCGUCCAGCGCCGAAGUUCUAGAGUUUAGUCUUUCUUACUUCUGCAUUUCCUAA
Messenger RNA from Drosophila arizonae, 556 nucleotides. RefSeq names its product S-adenosylmethionine mitochondrial carrier protein homolog. Gene Ontology annotation, biological process: transmembrane transport. The record is from RefSeq and is a predicted model, not a curated record. NCBI's taxonomy places the organism in Eukaryota, Metazoa, Arthropoda, Insecta, Diptera, Drosophilidae.